Molecule: messenger RNA, 4359 nt
Organism: Plasmodium gaboni
Lineage: Eukaryota; Apicomplexa; Aconoidasida; Haemosporida; Plasmodiidae
Exons: 1
Coding region: 1-4359 (1452 amino acids)
Biological process (GO): positive regulation of kinase activity; phosphatidylinositol biosynthetic process
Cellular component (GO): endosome membrane; PAS complex
Source: RefSeq, a predicted model, not a curated record
AUGUUUCUUAAUUUAAUAAAAGGUUUAGAAAAGAAUGAAGAUAAGGAAAAUGUUGUAAAUAUAAAUAUACAGAAAUUAUUAGGUGAUAAAACAUACGAGAAAAGAAAAAAGGGAGCACAGGAACUAGCCGAGUUAGUUAAAAUUAUAUUAUUAAAAGAAGAAAAUGAUGAAAAAAAACAUAUAGAUAAAUUACUAGAUGAACAUAAAAAUAAUGAAGAUGCUGGGGGUUUUAAUAUUACGAAAACGUUUUCUGAUAUGGAAGCUAACAAAAUUUCUAAUAAUCUUUUAAAAGCUGAUGAAGAUGAUGAAUUAAAUAAUAGUGAAUAUUAUUUUAAAACUUAUAAUGAUGAAAAAUUAAAAAAAAAAAAAAACAUUUUAGAUGACAUAGGAAUAGAUGAUGAUGAUGAUAAUAAUAAGGAAUAUACUAUAAUUGAUGAUGAGAAGGAGAGAAAAGCAAAUGAAGAAUAUGACAAUAAAAAUAAUAUUGAUGGGGAUAAAAAGAGUCAAGAUAAACUAUAUAUUAAAGGUACUAAGGAAUACGAAAAAAUAAACAAAUAUAAAAAAAAUAAAAGUGUGAGAAAUUCUAAUAUAAUUAUAGAUACAAACGAAAUAAAUAAUUCUCAUAUUUAUGGUCAUGGGCAAGAAGAUGGAAAAGAAUAUAAUGCUAAUGAUAAUCUUAAUAAAAACAACAAUGCUGCUACUGAUGAUGAUGAUGAUGAUGAUGAUGAUGAUGAUGAUGAAGAGAAUUAUGAAGAUGCAAAUAUGAAACGCUAUAAUGAUUCAGAUGAUAGUGUAGAUGAAAAGGAUAAAAAAAAAAAGAGAACAAAUUUAGAAAAUGAAAAAGAUAAUUUAUUAUAUCAACAUAUGAAUGAAGAAAAAUAUAUUUUAGGAUCAGAAAUAAUAAAAAAAUUAUUAUUAGAUAAGUGUAAAGAGAAUUGUGAUUUAGAUAUAGAACUAACGAAGCCUAUAGAUAAUAAUAGUAAUAAUAAUAAUUAUAUUCGUAAUAGAAAUAGUGUUUCAUCUAUAGAUAUAAAUAAAGAAAAAAGAAAAAAAACUUUAAAUAAUAUAUUAUAUGAUAAUGAUAUAUAUUUAGAUAAUUUUAAUAAAAAAUAUCAAAGUCAGAAGGUUAUAAAUAUUAUAAGUUUUUUAGAUAAUAAAUUUAUUCAAAGUGUAAGUAGUUCAGAAAGAUGUGGAGGUUUAAUAUCAUUGGCAUUUAUAUCUAUAAGUCUUGAUGAAAAAAUACAAUAUUAUUUUACUGAAAUUUUACGUAUUAUUAUAUCAUGUAUUAAUGAUGCAGAUUCUAAAGUUCGAUAUUAUGUCUGUGAAAGUUUAUAUAAUUUAUGUAAGGUAUCUAGGAAAUAUAUUUUUCAUAAUAUAGAAGAUAUAUUUGAUUGUCUUUAUAGAAUUUUUUCAGAUUCUUGUCCGAAUGUAAAAAGUGGAGGAAUAUAUUUAGAUAAUUUAAUAAAAGAUUUAGUUUGUUCUUAUAAUAAUAUUUUUUAUAUUUAUAAAAUUAUAUAUAUAUUAAAAGACAAAAUAUAUAUUGAAAAUACAAAUGUUCGUCAACUUAUUAUAUCUUGGUUGUUUUUUUUACAAAAUAUACCUACUAUAAAUAUAUUUGAAUAUUUCCAUUUUUUUAUUAAAGAUCUUUUCUUAAUGUUAUCUGAUGAAAAUAAAGAUAUUCAAAAACAAGCCAAUCAAUGUUUAGAUAUAUAUAUAGAUAAAAUAGUAACAUCGAAUUAUGAACAGUGUAGAACUUUUUUUAAGCAUAUAGCAUAUGUGAUUUUAGAAUUUUGUGGACACAAAAAUACUGUAAUUAAACAUAAAAGUUUAUUAUGGAUAUAUCAUUUUAUUAAUAUUCUAAAUAUUCAUUUUUAUAAUAUAUUUGAUUCAUCAACCAAAAAAAAUAACACAUUCUUAAUAGAAUUGUUGAAAAAAAUUAUAGCAUCUACAUCAGAUGUAUGUUUUGAUAUACAUUAUACAGCACGAAAAUGUAAUGAGUUGUUAAUAAGUUAUGUAAAAUUUACAUAUUUAGAAUCUGCUCCAUUAAUAACAAAAUUGGUUUGUUUAAUUAUCAAUACUAAAAUUGAUAAGAGUGAAUUAGUUGUUAGCGCAAAUAAGGAUAGUACAAAUUAUAAAAAUUAUCAGAAGAAAUAUUUCUCAAGAAGAAAAAAAUUACAUAAGGAUUUAAUGUAUGAUCGAGGAAACAAUUUGCCAGAUGGUGUAAUUCCUUCUCAGGGGUAUAAUAAUAAUGAGAUGACUGUUGAAGAAAAUAAUAAAAUGGCUGAUCAAGAAGAUAACAAGUUGAAUAAUCUUGUUAAACAACAUGAGAAUAUAUCUAACAAAGGACGAAACGAAAGUAGUAUUAUAAAAAAUAAAAAUGAUGAUGAUAAUGAAAAUGAUUAUUCUAUAUAUAAAGAUGAUGAAAGUUAUAUUACAAAUAUAGGAAAUGAAAGAAAGGUAAAAAAUUCUUUAUUUCAUAAUGAUGAAAAUGACGUAGAAGAAGAUUCGUUGUUAAAUGUAAAUUGUUUUAAUAAUGUUACAGCAGAAGAUGAAGAUUUUAUACAUAUGAAUGACACAGAUAAGAAAGAUAAUAGGAGAGAUCAAAAUGGAUCUUAUAAUAAAGCAAAUAAUAAAGAAAUUAUUAAUGCUAAUAAUAAAAAAAAAAAUGAUAAACAUAAAGACAAUAAAAAUGAUGAUAAUAAUAAUAAUAAUAAUAAUAAAAAUAAUAUUAAUGAUGUUAAAUAUAAUAAUGAUAAUAAUAGCCUCAAUAACAGCAAUGAUAAUGCUAGCGAGUCGUUAAGCUUUGAAUCAUAUAAUUUGUUUUAUAAAAAAGAGAAUUAUUCCUAUGAAGGACAAAAUAAACCUUUAAAUACACAAACAUCAAAAGAAGAAAAUUAUAAUUGUAAAAUUAUUUAUAAUCAUGAGAAGUUAAUAAACGAAUUAAAAGAAAAAAAACUAUUAAUGGGUGAUGUAAGUAAAGGUGAAGCAUAUUAUAUAAAUAAAAUUAUAAAAAAAAAAGGAAAUAAUAAUAAUAUUGAUGAUAAUGAAGAUGAUUAUUUUAAUGAUAAUGAUGAUGACGAUGAUGAUGAUGAUAAUAUAUUUUAUGAUAAUUUAGAAAAAAGGAAUAUAUAUCCAGUUAUUACAUGUUUACAAUGGUUAAUUGAAAUAUUAAUAUAUAAAAGUAAUGAAAUAAAAACAUAUUAUGAUGAAAUUAUUAUAUGUAUAUUUAAAUGUUUAAAAAAUGAUGAUAAUAAAGUAUUGUUAUUAUCACUAACUGUAUUAUCAGCUAUGUGUGGUACAGUUGAUAAUAAAUUUCAUUUUUAUGAAAAAAUAAGUUUAAAUUUAAUAAACAUAUUUAAAAAUGAUGAAAAUUUAUUAAUACAUAAAGGCAAAGUUAUAGUUCAACAUAUAUCUAGAUGUUUAAAUAAUAAAAAGUUUUAUGCAUAUUUAUGUUAUUUACUUAUAAAAGAAAAUAAUUUUACAUUUGUAAAUAAAUUUGUACAAGUUUUAAAUUGGGUUUUAUUAACAUCUGAUGAAACGAAAUAUUUAAGAAAUGUAUUAUUUCUUAAAAAAUAUUAUAAUAUAUUCUCACUUAUAUUAAUAGCAUGGUUUCAUAAUCCUUUAUCAGCUAUAUCUUUUUUAUUAUGGUUACAGAAAUAUGAACUAGCUUAUUAUAUAUCAUCAUAUUUAACUUUAUUGGAUGUUAAUUCAGAUUUCUUUCAUCAACUUGAUAAUUUCAUUUUCUUAUUUGAAUCACCAGUAUUUUCAAAACAAAGAAUUCAUUUAAUAUAUCCAAAGAAUUAUCCAUUUUUAAUUAAAUCCUUAAUGAUACUUUCUUUAAUGUUACCACUUAAUACAUCUAACAAUAUUUUACAAAAGAGAUUACAAAUAUCUCAAUUGUCUAUAUUAACAAGUAAUGAAAAAAUGCACACUUUUUUUGAUAUACAUAAUCAUAAUGGAUUAUAUCACAUUGAAGAUAAUUAUGAUAAUAAAGAAAUAGAUAAUAAAAUAAAUGAACAAGACAAAUUAAAAAAACGUGAAAGUUGUCAAUUAAAUAUAUAUGAAAAUACAGAGGAAUUUAUUCAAUUAUGUAAAAUGGGAAAUGAAGAACAAACAAAAGAAUAUAAUAUUUUAGAAAAAACAGAUACUGAAAAACAUAAUGAAGAAGAACUAUGGAAUAAUAGAUAUAAUUAUUUAUUAACUAACAUAAAAAGAAAAUUCUUAAAAGAUACUAUAACAAAUGAUAAUCAUAAUAAUAAUACUCAUAGAGUUUCAUAUAAAAAUGACGAAUGUAACGAAUUUGUUCAUAUAUUCAAAACGGUAUUAAAAACUCAUAAAAUAAUUAAAUAUUAUUCUUAA